Messenger RNA from Melanotaenia boesemani (Boeseman's rainbowfish), 1659 nucleotides. Its product is annotated as cornifelin homolog B-like. The coding region runs from base 168 to 548 and encodes 126 amino acids. The record is from RefSeq and is a predicted model, not a curated record. Lineage: Eukaryota; Metazoa; Chordata; Actinopteri; Atheriniformes; Melanotaeniidae. The transcript has 4 exons.
GCACCUGUACAACAAGACAGACCAGUCAGUGACAUAUUUUAUCCAUUGUCACGUUUUCCCAGGCCUAUAAGAUGCCUCUAUGUCCUGAAAACCCAUCAGUCAUUUACACCUCAUACUUGACAGAACUCUGCUCCCUCACCGCUGAUCUACAGUGAGAAGCUGAAAUCAUGUCUCAAAAGAUUGCCAUGACUCAACCCCGGCCUAUUGUCACUGCCACCAUCUCCAACCAAUGGACCUCUGGCAUCUGUGAUUGUUGUGAGGAUGUUCGUAAGUGUUGCUUCGCUUUUUGGUGCUUUCCUUGCUUUGCCUGUAUAACUGCUCGUGAGGCCGGAGAGUGUUUGUGUUUACCUCUGCUGGACACUUUUGGCUGCAUCCCUCCCAUAACAACAGCCCUCCGGGUGUCUAUUCGCCAGCGAUACGGCAUCGAGGGAACGAUCUGCAAUGACUGUGUGUACUCCUUCUUCUGCGGGCCCUGCACGUGGUGUCAGAUAUCGAGAGAGAUCAAAACGAGGAAGAAUCCACUCAUCUUCACCAACCAGACAGUCUGAUCAAAACAAGAACACAAAGCUCACUCCCUCAUCGUUGCUGUUAGAAAAGACAUCAACACCAUCAUCAGAGCUUUGCGUUCAUCUUCACUGCUGUCAUGCUUUACUGAAAAAAACAAAGAGCUUUUAGGACUAAUUUUUGAACUGUUUCAAGCACAUCUGUCAUUGAGGAAUGUCACUGCCUGCUGAUUACAUGGGGUGAAACGUCAAUCUUUCAGCACUUACUGUAAUGAUGGAACUUUAGGAUAAGAUGUUAAAAAAUGGAGAUCAGAUGUAUGGGAAAACUAGCUAGUGAGGCAUCCAAGUCUACAUAUGAUUAUGUGAUAAUAUGAUGUGAUGAUCAAUAUACACAUAUACUGAUAUUUAUAAAUCUUGGCAAAUCUCACAAGUGGUUGCAGAAAUAUAUUUAUUUAAUUAUGGAGAUGUCAUUUUGAGUGGAGUACUAAACAAUAGGGACAAGACUGAAUUGUCUGUUACGUGUAAACAGGUUGGAUAAGUAUUGCUCAAGAUAGCUUUUAAAAGUUUAGAAGAAAGUCUGAUUGCUUGUGAUUUUGCAGUACUAAGCCUUAACCAUUUAUGGAUUUUUGAGUGUUCAUGUUGAGCAAAAACCUCUUUGAUUACUUGUGAUACGAUGUUACAAUUAGUAUAUAAUGUAAAUAACACUGGCUAGUUUUUAAUUACGUGCUUAUCUCACAUGCCUGUUUUUUACUUUGUACAAAAAAAAAACAAAAAAAAACAGAAAAAGAGUUCAAAACGUGAAAAGUGAAAAAAAAAACUUAAAGUUGCUCUUUGGUGCAGUGGUAAGGAUGUGACAACAAAAGAAAAACUUGACCGAGCUCUAAAAUUUAAAAAAAGCCUUUAUUAAAAGUGUUUAUUGCAUAGAAAAAGUUAAAAUACAUCUACAUGUUGUAGCACACUGCCUUCUUCAGGGUGACUUAUUAAGAUCAUUUUGACCUUUUCUAUGUUUUAGCCACUUUUAGUAAAGGUUUUCAAAAUUUUGGACCUCAAGAGUGACUGCUUUUUACUUGAUUGUCAGAGUUUUAAAUAAUCCAGUGUUUUGUAUUCAAAGAUCUUUUUCAAAACUCAGAAGUGCAAUAAAAUCCAUAAGAUUCAA